UGAACAUUGUUUCUUUUGCAUUAUGUGAUUUGUUUUGGAUACGUGCGUUGCACUUAAUUAGUUGCAACGAAAUUCUUGGCGUAUAAAGCGUAUAAUGCGUUUUAAUCAAGUACAGAGAUUUCAUCUUUCCUUCAACCAAUGGGCUGCAAAACAACAAUAUGUUCCUAAACAUAAUCCAGUGCUGGAGAAGGAUAUCAAACGGUUGGAAGAUUUCCUUAUGUCAAAACCCAAUAUAGUUGUACUAACAGGCGCAGGCAUUUCAACAGAGUCUGGCAUUCCCGACUACCGUUCUGAGGGAGUUGGUUUAUACGCGCGCACGAACCACAAACCCAUACAACAUAUGGAAUUUGUACGCUCCGCUGACGUGCGUCAACGAUAUUGGGCGCGAAAUUUUGUAGGAUGGCCAGUUUUUUCAGCAACAGAGCCCAAUCGCACCCAUCAUGCGUUGGCGCGUUUCGAACUCGAAGGACGUAUACAGGCUGUAGUAACACAAAAUGUUGACCGGCUGCAUACGAAAGCUGGCAGUCGCAAUGUUGUAGAAUUGCAUGGCAGCGGUUAUGUGGUCAAAUGUUUAUCGUGCGACUAUCGCAUUGAUCGACAUGGAUUUCAGGACAUUCUUAACACCCUAAAUCCUGAAUUUCGUGAUGCACCCGAUAUGAUUCGGCCGGAUGGUGAUGUGGAAAUACCACCUGAGUACAUAGCUAACUUUCGCAUACCAUCAUGCCCAAUAUGUGAUGGUCACAUGAAACCCGAAAUUGUAUUCUUUGGUGAUAAUGUUCCAAAGCAGCGACUCGAACGCAUUGCGGAGAUGAUUUAUAACGCCGAUGGGCUGUUGGUACUCGGUUCGAGUUUGCUGGUAUUUUCUGGCUAUCGAAUGGUACUGCAAACAAAAGACCUCAAUUUGCCUUUGGCUAUCGUAAAUAUUGGCGAGACACGUGCUGAUCAUUUGGCAGAUUUGAAGCUGGCCGCCAAAUGCGGUGAUGUGUUACCGAAAUUGUUUAAUUUUAAAAAAUAAUAUGGAUAUGUAGAUAAAGUAAAUAUGUGGCAAUAUAUUGUUAAAUAUUUUA
Anastrepha obliqua is the source of this 1067-nucleotide messenger RNA. RefSeq names its product NAD-dependent protein deacylase Sirt4 (gene Sirt4). Bases 95 to 1015 code for a protein of 306 amino acids. The record is from RefSeq and is a predicted model, not a curated record. NCBI's taxonomy places the organism in Eukaryota, Metazoa, Arthropoda, Insecta, Diptera, Tephritidae. Gene Ontology annotation, molecular function: NAD+ binding; NAD-dependent protein lysine deacetylase activity. The transcript has 2 exons.